This is a messenger RNA of Blastocystis hominis, 2523 nucleotides long. RefSeq lists its product as hypothetical. Gene Ontology annotation, cellular component: SCAR complex. The record is from RefSeq and is a predicted model, not a curated record. Gene Ontology annotation, biological process: regulation of translation; cell morphogenesis; regulation of actin filament polymerization. Gene Ontology annotation, molecular function: small GTPase binding; RNA 7-methylguanosine cap binding. NCBI's taxonomy places the organism in Eukaryota, Bigyra, Opalinata, Blastocystidae.
AUGAAUCCAGCGCAGCUCCAAGAGUGCGAAACGUGUCAUCAGCGAUUCCCUUCUCACCUCUUCGAGGACGAAACACAAUGCAAAUUCUGCUCGCAUGACCGCAAAUCGAAGGGAGUCGACGCGGAUCUGCUUCCUUUCGCCUGCCGAACGCUGUACAACUUCACCUCCGCGGAGAUUUCGCUCUUCCUGCAGUUUUUGAUGAUGCACCAAUCGCUCGCCACGCUGCUGGACGCGCGUUGGAACGAGCUGGAGCGUCUCGCGUACGACUUGGAGUACAGCAGCGUGCAGCAGCUCAUCAAAGUCGACGUUCUCUACUGGCUGCACCACGCAGACAAGCAGGGCAAGAAGCUCGCCAAGGAGAAGAACCUUCUGCUCAAGAUUCGCGAAGUGGUGUGCGACUGGCUCGGCCAGAUGCCUCCCAACCCUUCCAAAGAGUACAAACUGCGGUCCAAGCAGCGCGGCGAACUCGCUGUGGCGUGCAUUCAGCGAACCGUGCCGCUCAGCAUGUGCCAAAACCAGACCAUCGUUUUGAACUCGCUUCUCUCCGUUCUCGCCGAUCCCGCGGCCACCGCCGUCGUCCAGAAGUUCUUCCCCCGCGGAACUCUCCUCCAAAAUGGCGAUCUGGAUCGGAUUCGCGAGCAUUUGGAGCUAGUGGAGAGUUGCUCGCAGCUCACCGCGUCGAAUCUGUUUCGCGAGCAGUUCGUUUCGCUGUCCUUCCUGGGAAUCGAAGAGCGAUUGGCGGAGCUGGCGCCGUCGUGGAGUUUCCCGCCCUCCCUCACGCUGCCUCGCAUUCUCCACAACUUCUGCAUGAAGAAGUGCGUGCAGAUCCCCGCGGAACUGCUCACACUGCCCCUCACGAUUCUCCACGACGCGUAUCUGCAUCAGCGGAAAACCACGGCGACGAGCUGGCUGUCGACGGAGUUGGAGCAGCGAAUCGGCGAUUCGGUGAACGACAUCGUUCGCAUUCUUUCGCAUCAACUCUACAAGGCCAGCAAGACGAUCGCCGCGCACGUGGCCCUUCCCGAGCCCAUCUCCAUCGAGAUUCGGCAGCUGAACGUCACGCUCACGCUCGCCGGGCGCUCCGUCAACCUCUACUCCGCGAUUCUCCAAGAACUCGCUCGCCUGUACGUCCAGAACGCCGCUUGGAUACUGGAAACCGAUUUGGCGUGCGUGUUCGCGCGAAUGGAGUGCUGCUCGCUCGACUACUCCAUCGAACUCCUCGCUCUCCUCUCGCUUCUCCGAGACACGCACUCCGUUCUCUCCGAAUUCGGUUCCUUCGAGCCGUUUUCCUCCAUGCUGCGUCGCCACUGCGGCUCCGACAAAGCGAUCGGCGGUUCCAACCGACUCACCUCCUGGAUCGACCGCCAGCUCGCCCAGCUCCUCGCUCAGUCCGAAUACGACGAGCGUCUCCAGCAGUUCUCCCCGCCCCUCUCUCCCACCGCCUUCCCCAAACACCCCUCCUACUGCCUCUACGCCUCGUCGGCCAUCCGCCAAGCCGUUCUGCCGCAGCCUCCGCCGCGCGCCAUUGGACUCGACCAGCUGCUCGCUCUCGACGCCGUCGCGCGGCUCUGCCACGUGCAGUGGCUCCCCUUCACGCUGGCGCGCGUGGAGGACUGGAUGGACCAGGCCUUCGGCGUGCUGCGCGCGCAGGUGGUCGCGUGUCCCGCGUUUUCCGUGCCGCGCGAAGAAGACGCCGCCGCGCAGUUCUACCAGAUGCGCAAGGCGAUGGCGCUGCCCGACGACACGCCGUUCGAGGGCAUCGUCGGGCUCUUCGUGCAGCUGGCCAAUGCCGCGCAGCUGCUUCGCCUCCUGGAGAACGCGGCAAACCGGCUUCGCCAAACGGACAGCGACGAAACGACCAGCGCGCUGCUGGCGGCGAUUCAAACCGCGUGCUCCGCGCAGUCUGCGCAGUCUCCAGCGAAGGGACUGGGCAUUGCCGAGUCGGUCGAGCAAAGCCUGCGAGGGCGAUUGAAUGAGCGGACGAUGGAGGUGGCGUGGCGCGUGCCUUUGUUCGCGAAAGCGGCGCAGAUGCUGUCGCAGGACGAUUUGUUCUGCGAGAAAUUGCCGCUUUUUGCGGAUCGAUUUGUGGUGACGCUGUUUGGGAAGCUGGAGGAGUGGGAGAAAGCGAACGUGGAGAGCGUGAUGGGGACGGUGGUGAGCGUGCUGACGUUCUUGCUGAUCGUGACGCGCUGCGAGCUGCAGUUUUUCGAUGGAGGGGAGUGCAUGAAGUUUGUGGCGGAUUGCACGGAGAAGGCGGUGAGCGAGGACAAAACGGUGAAUCAGCACGUGAAGAACUUCGUGGGGUUCGUGGUGUCGCUGCUGAACUCGAUCGCUGCGAGUAGCGAGUGGCGCGUGUUCCAGCAAGUGGCGGAGGACAUCUACACGGAGUACGCGGUGCAGGAGGACUGGAGCUACCACUCGGAAGUGGUGAUUCCUUCCUAUGUAAGCGCGGUGGGUUGCAAUGAACUGCAGAUGUGUCUGGUGCAAUCCGCGGAAGCCCAAACGCCUCGUGUGUCUAUCUAG